UGACUGACAAAACAACACAGAGAAAGACAAAUAGCCUCCAAUUUUAAAGUUUGGUCAAAGUCCAAGUUCAGAGUUCACAGAAUUUAAAAAUUAUUGCAAAAAAUAGAAGUUCCGAGUGGAGUAUAUCGUAUUGAAUUUGAAUAUUUCAUUGAAAGGUAAAAUGUUCCUUUUACGGCGAACAGUCGACAAUGCAAGGCAGUUGGCUCCGAGUUUGAGAGCUAUGUCAAGUAAAGGUCCCUUAGUAGACUUGACUGUGGAUAACGAUGGAGUGGCCAUCAUGACGCUGCAGAGACCUCCAGUCAACAGCCUGAACCUUGAUCUGUUGAAGGAGAUUAGUAAUUCCCUUGAUGAAGUCGCCAAGAAUAAGAGUAAAGGGAUGAUAUUGACUUCGUCCUCACCAACAGUAUUUUCAGCAGGCCUAGACAUAAUGGAAAUGUACAAGCCUGAUAUGAAGAGAGCGGAAGAAUUCUGGACUACACUGCAGGAUGUAUGGUUUAAAUUGUUCGGAUCCAACUUUGCCACCGCUGCUGCUAUAAACGGGCAUGCACCAGCCGGUGGUUGUCUCUUAUCAAUGUCAUGCGAGUACCGCGCUAUGGUGGGAGGCAAAUUCACCAUCGGGCUAAACGAGACAGCCCUGGGCAUAGUUGCGCCCAAGUGGUUCAUGGACACUAUGUGCCAAACUAUUCCCGUUCGGGAGGCUGAGUUUGCGCUAACCACAGCACGAAUGUUCACAGUGGACGAAGCGUUAAAGGUUGGACUUAUCGACGAAAUCGCCAGCGACAAAUCGGACGCGAUCAACAAAUGUAAGGGUUUUUUGAAGAAAUUCGAUAGAAUCCCACCCUUGGCCCGUUCUCUCACCAAGCAGAAAAUAAGAGACGCGCCCAUCAAAAACUUACAAAAAAACAGACAAGCUGACGUACAAGAGUUCCUAGGCUUCCUCAAAAAUCCUAAAGUACAACAAAGUCUUGAAAUGUACAUACAGGCUCUGAAACAGAAGGCAGCCAAAUGAGUUAGACAAACAGAAUUAAAAUUAAAUUAAAAGUUCGUUUGACCCAAAAAUAUUUUAAAUACCAAGAAGCGUAAAAAAAUUAAUAUAAAGGCUAAUUUACGCCAGACUUCUUAUUACCAUCUGUAUUAUGUUUUGUAUUAUUUUUUAAACUAUUGAUAAGGAUACUUAUCAACGUUGAAUAAUAAUAUGCCGUGAGUGUGUGUACGUCUUGACGUAAAAAAGUGACACCAAUUUUAGGAAAAGAAAUGUAUAAGUCCAUAUAAUACCACCAUAUGUAUAAGACCAUAUAUAAUAUUUUGGGUUUUGCGGUGAAUACGAUAGAUAAUAUAAAAUUUGUAUUCUAUUUGUAAAUAAUGAAAUCUAUGCGCUUUUUGUUAUGUGAAAACUAAGAUUGUAAGUAUCAAAGUUACGAGAUGCAAAAGAUAUAAAGUUAUAAAUAAAAAACCUGCCUAACUGAUGAUGAUUAUUAUCAUUAAGUAAAUGACGAUCAAUAAAAAAAUUAUCAAACUAACAUUCAUAACGUUUUCCAUUCAAUUAUU
Molecule: messenger RNA, 1548 nt
Organism: Maniola jurtina (meadow brown)
Lineage: Eukaryota; Metazoa; Arthropoda; Insecta; Lepidoptera; Nymphalidae
Product: enoyl-CoA delta isomerase 1, mitochondrial-like
Exons: 5
Coding region: 161-1009 (282 amino acids)
Biological process (GO): fatty acid beta-oxidation
Cellular component (GO): mitochondrion
Molecular function (GO): enoyl-CoA hydratase activity
Source: RefSeq, a predicted model, not a curated record